GUCAUCUCCUGUACUGUGUCUGCAGUCUCUGGUAAUCCCCUGUACUGUGUCCGCAGUCUCUGGUCAUCUCCUGUACUGUGUCCGCAGUCUCUGGUCAUCUCCUGUACUGUGUCCGCAGUCUCUGGUCAUCUCCUGUACUUAUGUCUGCAGUCUCUGGUCAUCCCCUGUACUGUGUCUGCAGUCUCUGGUCAUCUCCUGUACUGUGUCCGCAGUCUCUGGCCAUCCCUGUACUGUGUCCGCAGUCUCUGGUCAUCUCCUGUACUAUGUCUGCAGUCUCUGGUCAUCUCCUGUACUAUGUCUGCAGUCUCUGGUAAUCCCCUGUACUGUGUCCGCAGUCUCUGGUCAUCUCCUGUACUGUGUCUGCAGUCUCUGGUCAUCUCCUGUACUGUGUCCGCAGUCUCUGGUCAUCUCCUGUACUGUGUCUGCAGUCUCUGGUCAUCUCCUGUACUGUGUCUGCAGUCUCUGGUAAUCCCCUGUACUAUGUCCGCAGUC
Molecule: messenger RNA, 492 nt
Organism: Staurois parvus
Lineage: Eukaryota; Metazoa; Chordata; Amphibia; Anura; Ranidae
Source: the annotation of a GenBank genome assembly